AUGGCAACACUGGCAGCAGCCUCAGAGGCCAACAAGGCACAAAUCACCGCCCAAGAUGUGGUCGACAUAGUCGGAAGCCUCAACCUUUCCUUACCCGAAAGCGACGUGUCUCAAUGGCACGACAUCAUCGCCUCAGUGCAGGAAUCUAUUGAUGUGGUCAAUGCUCUGCCAGACUACGUGCCCAAUACCGACACGGAUCAAUAUCCUCGACAAGAUGUCCAUCGACCAACUCCGGAAGAGAAUCCCGGGAAUGCCUGGGCGUGGAAAGUGAGGAUCGAGGGCGACAAGGACGACUCAGCCAUUCUGUCUGGCGUCACGUUCGCGCUCAAGGACAACAUUGCCGUCAAGGAUGUGCCCAUGCUCGUAGGCACAGAUGUCUUCACCGACUACAUCCCCGACACGGACGCCACGGUGGUGCGACGGAUACUGAAAGCUGGCGGCACCAUCGAAGGGAAAGCUGUCUGCGAGAAUCUGUCGCUGUGUGCCUCGUCCUUCUCUGCAGCUACAGGACCGGUCGAAAACCCCUACGCCGAGGGCUACACGGCCGGUGGCUCGUCGAGCGGAUGCGGUCAUCUGGUAGGCGCGGCGAAAGUAGAUGCCGGCAUCGGUGGAGACCAGGGAGGUUCGAUCCGGUUUCCAGCCAGCUACUGCGGCAUUGUGGGCAUGAAACCAACCUGGGGUCUGGUACCAUGGACAGGCAUCAUGACCCAUGACCCAGUCCACGACACUGCUGGUCCGAUGACCCAGACAGUGGCCCUGAACGCCAAAGUCCUCCAAGCUAUUGCUGGCAGGGAUGACAUCGAUGAUCGACAAUACGCCGCACCGCUGCCCGCAGAUCUUCCCAACUAUUCGGAUUCCCUGGAAAAGGGUGUUGCGGGGCUUAGGAUUGGCAUCCUUCAGGAAGGGUUUGAUUUCGCGGUCAUAGAUCCCAGAGUCAAACAGAAGGUGUUGGAUGCCGCGGAGCGGUUCAAGAGCCUUGGGGCAGAGGUUCUUCCGAUCAGUGUGCCUUUGCAUACCCAGGCCGGGCAUAUUGUCAACUGCGCGUUGCGACCCACAGCCUCGCAACAGGGCUAUCUCGGAAAAGCGUGCGGUCGGAGGGCACUGUACAUGACAGGGCUGACCGAGAAGAUGAGUCCUUUGACCCAGGACAAAUUUGACAAGAUGUUCUCGACGUCCAAGUUCUCCCUCAUGUCGGGUCUCUAUGUCUGGUCAAAGCACCCCGCCCUCUACGGUAAGGCCAUGAACUUGUAUCGAAGGUUGCGGGAUGAAUAUGACGCGGCUUUGAGCCAGGUUGAUGUCCUCAUCACGCCCACAACGCCAUACGUUGCAAAUCGGCACGCGGCGAGGGAUGCUGGACCUGCAGAGCAAAUGGCUAAGAGUCGUGGUGUUGCGGUAAACACGGUCUGUUUCAAUGCCAGUGGUCAUCCAGCCCUAAGCUUACCUAUCGGCUAUUGUUCCGCUGAAGACGAUGACAGCAUCAAGUUGCCUGUUGGGAUGCAAAUUGUUGGAGGAAUGUUCCAGGAGGAGAUGAUCUAUCGAGUCGCUGCAGCAUGGGAGAAAGCGUUCGAUUGGAAGUCAUUAUAA
This is a messenger RNA of Capronia coronata CBS 617.96, 1584 nucleotides long. RefSeq lists its product as uncharacterized. Bases 1 to 1584 code for a protein of 527 amino acids. Gene Ontology annotation, molecular function: catalytic activity. The transcript has a single exon. Lineage: Eukaryota; Fungi; Ascomycota; Eurotiomycetes; Chaetothyriales; Herpotrichiellaceae. The record is from RefSeq and is a predicted model, not a curated record.